Molecule: messenger RNA, 786 nt
Organism: Solanum lycopersicum (tomato)
Lineage: Eukaryota; Viridiplantae; Streptophyta; Magnoliopsida; Solanales; Solanaceae
Source: RefSeq, a predicted model, not a curated record
AUGGACAUUGCAUGGCAGUCACAACUUGAGAAGGCAUUGAUUUUUUCUCAUGGGAUGAAAUAUAUACUUGUGGCGGUGAACUACGUAUCAAAAUGGGUGGAAGCUAUAGCAAUCUCUAACAAUGAAAGGAAGAGUAUCACCACGUUUUUGAAGAAGAACAACUUCUCAAGAUUUGGCACACCUAGGGCCAUUAUUAGUGAUGGUGGAUCUCACUUUUGCAGUAUAUUUUUAAUUGGGCUUUUGGAGAAAUAUGGGGUUCGCCAUUUUGUGGUCACUUUGUAUCGUCCUCAUACUAGUGGGCAAAUUGAGGUGUCUAAUCAAGAAAUCAAGCAAAUUCUGUUGAAAAUGCCUUGGGUGCACAAAUCCGUUGACGAGGCUGAGAACCAGAUCGAGAAGAGGGAGGUUGUGGCGAGUUUGCGGGCAAAUGCUGACAACAUUCUAGAGAUGAGGGGGACUGAGCUCGAGAAUGCACCCUUUGAGCUACCGCCGCCUGAGUCAUGUGUUCGUGCCAAGAGGCACCAUUCAAGCCGCACCAUUAAUGGAGAGGAUGCCCAUGCAAGGAAGAAGGAGGGGUUGUAUCUUGAGGCUUCAAGGAGAGCCUCGUUGAUUGGUAAGGAUACCGGUCAGAUGAGUGCUCGAGAGUUUCUUGCUGGGUCAUUUAGUUCAAGAACGGAGGCUGUUGAGAGGCGCACCACUAAGGGUGUGGAAAUUUCUAUCGGCACCACUGAGGGUGUCCCUACUAUAGAGGUUGUGUGUUAUUGGAAACUGGACCCUCUUACGUGUUGA